Molecule: messenger RNA, 597 nt
Organism: Tetrahymena thermophila SB210
Lineage: Eukaryota; Ciliophora; Oligohymenophorea; Hymenostomatida; Tetrahymenidae
Product: S-phase kinase-associated protein, putative
Exons: 2
Source: RefSeq, a predicted model, not a curated record
AUGGAGGAAAGUAAUACAAUUAAAAUUAGAAGUAGUGAUGGGCAAAUUGUAGAGUUUAAAAAUGAAUUUAAGAGCCUUUCUAAAUUAGUUAGCAUGACUGAAGAUAGCGAUGAAAUUACUACAGACAUUUCAUUUGAUGUCUUGCAAGUUAUAAAAAAAUUUUGUGAGGUUCAUGAUUACAAGCCAAGCAGCAUCGAUUUCAAAUCACCAUUAAAAAGUGAUAAAUUAAGUGAUAACAUAGACUCAAAGUCUUAUAGCAUCAUGAAAGACUAUUAUGGAAUUAAACCAGAAUAAGCUGAAAAACUGAAACCCCUCAUAUAUGCUGCUUAUCACUUAGAUUUUGAAAAAUUCAAAGAAAUAUGCUUAGUAACUCUUGGUUGUCCAUUUUAUGUAGGCGAUACAGAUUAAGAAAUAGAAAGAUUUAAACAAAAAUGGGAUAUUAAUGAAAUUACCCCUGAAGAGGAAAGAGUAAUUAUGGAGAAUAAUAAGCCAAUAUUUGAUCAUAUUAAUGAAACAUUUGAGAAAAAAAUGUAAUAGGAGGAAUAAAAAUAUUUGCAAUCAUUCUAAGAAUAAAACGCUAACAAUAACUCUAAUUGA